GCCAAUGAGGGGCCCAGCGAGCCGCCUCAACCGCGCCCCGCCCCCGGCCCACAAGGCCCCGCGCGCCACUCUCCGCCCCGCAGCCGCAGCCGCUCUAGGCCUCCCCGGAAAUUCUAGGAGGCUCUGCCUCCGAUCACCUGACCCCGCCCGACCAACAUGGCGUCCUCCGUGCGCGCCGGGGAACGGCUACGAAGGCUCCUGAGUCCCGGAGGGGAACUGGAGGCGGCGCACCUGCCCCGCGGACUGCGGGCGCGGCUGGAGGCGAUUCUAAGAGAGAAGAAGGCCGCCGGGGGCGAGGGCGACGCCUCCAGGCCCUUGGUGCCCUUCCAUCUGCUCCGGGAGCUGCGCGUGCACCUCAGGGAGCAGGACCCCCCUCUCUUCCUCCACGAGCUCCUGGAAGGCAGUGAAAUCUAUCUGCCGGAGGUGGUGAGACCCCCCAGGAAUCCAGAGCUGGUGGCCCGCCUGGAGCGGAUCAAAGCGCAGCUGGCCAACGAGGAGUACAAGAGGAUCACCAGAAACGUGUCCUGCCAGGCCCUGAGGCAGGAAGGCAAUCUAGCUGACUUCGGACGGCAAGUGAGGUCGGUGAAGGCAGUGAUCAUCACCAUCUUCAACUUCAUCGUCACCGUGGCAGCAGCUUUUGCCUGUACCUUCCUCGGAAGCCAGUACAUCUUCUCCGAAUUGACCGCAAGGGUGCUGGCUGCGGUGAUCGUGGCCUCCGUGGUGGGUCUGGCUGAGCUCUAUAUCAUGGUCCGGGCCAUGGAAGGGGAGUUUGGAGAGCUGUAACCACUGAGAGCCACUCUGAUCCCAGGUGGGUUCCAGGAGGCCCCCGGGGGGACUGUGCUCAGCCCAACUUCAGGACCCAGGCCUGCCUGCCACUGCCCAGUGCAGGGCCGAGCUCCUCUACACCACGGCCUUGUGGAAAGGUCCAGGGAAGAGGGCCGGGCUGCUCUCAUCCCCAAAUCGGACCCACAUCCCCACACUGCAGGACUAAGGUGGUACCCACUCAGACUGAAGAGGAACAGCCAAGAAAACCUUCAAAUGCAGCCUCUGGCCAGGACCUUGCAAAAGAAUAGGUUUUUCGGGACAGUUUGAUGGCACAGUGGGUAGAGUGCUGGCCUUAAAGUCAGGAGGACCUGAAUCCAAAUCCAACUUCAGACACUUAAGACUUCCUAGCUGUGUGACCCUGGGCCUGUCACUUAACCCCAAUUGCCUUGGCAAAAAAAAGAAAAAAGAAUUGGCUUUAGUUUCUGCCUUUAUAUUGACCUUCAGAUUUCUGGUCCUUCCUUUCACCCACUUUGUAUGUCUGUAUCUGUUUCCCUGCCUUCAGUGUCUUUGAGGCUUCCUGCCUUCAAAGCACUGUGUCCUCUGCUUCCAAGGGAAGUGUGUGUGUAUGGGGGGGGGGGGGGGGGGAAAGGGGGAGGAAGGGAGAUGAAGUAGAGGCAAAACCUGCGUGUUCAUUUUUCACUCAAGAACUCCCUGCUCUGGCUCCUCUUGUGUUCAGAGCAAAUCGCUUCUGGGAAUCUUCUCCAGUCUGGACACAAAGCCUUGUGCUUGGAUGCUUGUUUUGAAAAAUGUGAAUUUGUCCCACUUUGAUGGAUACAUUCGGGAGCAAUUUGAGCCCAGCACAGAUUUUGUGUUUGCUUAUGUACCAGUUUACCUGACAGAAAACUGCACCUCUUCGGGUUAACUCAAAAGCACCCACCCUUCCACCACCUCCUUCCUCAGGCAAACUUCAGGUCUUUCUCAAGGUGCAGUGCCCUAUAUCUUAUGGUGCAGGGGGAGCUAUAGGCUGAGGAGGGCUGCUCUCUACCUCUUCCCCCAUCUUCCUCUAUGGGCAAGGUCCACCCCUACCCCGGGAAUUUCCAUCCACUGAAACCCCAGAAGCAACUGGGCUCGGCCAGCCUGGGCCCCAUGGGAUCUGCAGGUGUCACUGCUAUUUAUUGUCGUAUUUAUGUAUUUCUUAACCAUUUUUAUUAGAUUCCUGAGUGUGUGUGUGUGUGUGUGUGUGCGUGUGCGUGUGUGUGUGUGUGUGUGAGAGAGAGAGAGAGAGAGACUGGGAAGUUUUUGAGUGUUGUCCUUCGUGCCAUUUUUUCAUAAACUCUGGUUUUUAUUGCAAGAUUUUUGCAUUUCAUUGUGGUUCUUGGCACAAGUGUCAAAGAGAACAUCUUCAGGUUUUGUGUAUGCUGUGUGUAAUGUAGCCUUUGUGGUCUCUUAAUGAAUGAGAAAUGGUGUACGUGCAUAUAUAUAUAUAUGAUGGACUUACGUGUGUAUAUACAAAGGGUAUUCUCAGAGAAUCAUUUUUCUUACUCUGUUACCUAAGAAGGUUCCCACCAAUAAGAAGACAUUAACUGUUCUGCUGCACUCAGAGUUGAGCUCAAAGAAGAAAUUUCUGUCCUUAAAUGCUGUCUUCAGUUUGUUUUGUCAUGUUGCGUUAGGGUUUAUAUAACCUGUUAAAAGUUUAAAUGUUUAAAUAAAAACUGUCCAAAAAUG
Antechinus flavipes (yellow-footed antechinus) is the source of this 2490-nucleotide messenger RNA. It is a transcript of the gene VMA12, whose product is annotated as transmembrane protein 199. The transcript has 6 exons. Bases 157 to 783 code for a protein of 208 amino acids. Gene Ontology annotation, biological process: vacuolar proton-transporting V-type ATPase complex assembly. Gene Ontology annotation, cellular component: endomembrane system. NCBI's taxonomy places the organism in Eukaryota, Metazoa, Chordata, Mammalia, Dasyuromorphia, Dasyuridae. The record is from RefSeq and is a predicted model, not a curated record.